This is a messenger RNA of Sitodiplosis mosellana (orange wheat blossom midge), 2057 nucleotides long. RefSeq names its product MYND-type zinc finger-containing chromatin reader Zmynd8-like. The record is from RefSeq and is a predicted model, not a curated record. Bases 324 to 1844 code for a protein of 506 amino acids. Lineage: Eukaryota; Metazoa; Arthropoda; Insecta; Diptera; Cecidomyiidae. The transcript is spliced from 6 exons. Gene Ontology annotation, molecular function: protein binding.
ACUGCGAGUGUGUGUACUGUUUAUGUAACCUAUUGCAUAAGAAAGACCAGCGUACAUAGUCAGAUCACUUGUUGUAUGGGCAUCGCAUAGAGCUAGUUCAUUUGAAUUUUAUUCUUUAAUAGAAAAAAUCAUUUUUCCUUGACUUUGAUGCAAAUAAAAUUUAUAAAUUAUUAUCAACUAAAGCCUAAUUAAAGCGUUUCUCAAAUUGAGCAUUUGAUAUUUAUGGAAAGAAUAUCUAGUGUUAAGUUUCACUAAAGGACUGUCGACAUUUGUUCAUUUUUAUUGUUCAUUUACAAUUUUUGCGAUACAAGCCAACCAGCAACAUGGCUGCCGUGAUGAAGCAUGAUAAAUUCUGUUGGGUCUGCACUGAUAGUGCGACAGCUUUGAAAUGUUUGAAUUGUGUUCGGUCCUUCCAUUCAAAGUGUAUCGGAAGACGACAGCAAAGUAUUGAUAAAGAAAAAAAUUGGCUGUGUCCAGUUUGCACCGAUUCGGAUGCUGCAAAGGGCAGUGAUGACAAAGCAUGUUUGGACACGUUGCCCACAAUGAUCAACUGCGCUAUCGAAGAUGAACGGUUCGCACCGUUAUCAGGCCCAUUGAAUGGUCCAAUGACGAAUUUCAUUGUAAAUCCGAUCGACCUAACGAUGAUUAAAGACAAGAUUCAGUCUUAUGACAGCUUCACUGCAUUCCUUGCUGAUGUCCAAUGGAUCGUCCACAAUUGCUGUAUCUCGUUUCCGGAUAAGCACGACAUGGUGAAUAAGGCCAAAGAAUUGGUAGAAUAUCUCGAAGACGAGAUAGAAACGGCAGAAAUGUGUGCCGAAUGCUAUAUGCAUGAUUUCAGCUUAGUUUGCACGAAACCACAUCUGAUCGUCUGGGCUAAAUGGGAGGAAUGUGACCAUUGGCCAGCAAAAGUUAUGUCCAUCGACGGACAAUUGGUGAACGUACGAUUCUUCGGCGAUCAUACCCAAGCAGAUGUGCCGGCAUCUAACUGCUUGUUGUACUCGGAAACAGACCCAUUAUUGGCACCAUCGCCCAGCUACCAAUCGGCAUUGAAUGAAGCCAAUCAGUACUUGGAAAACCUUCGUACAAAAUUUGGAUCGUACCAUCUCUCACCAGACAAAACUGUAUUCGAACCAACAAUGUUGCAACGUUAUCUCCAGCAAUUGAUUCCGGGAGCAUUCAACUCUCAAGAAGCUUCGAAUGAUUCAGAGCCAAGCACAGAUUGUAGCUCUGAUUCAAUUGUCAAUGCUACGGAAACAUAUCAAAUUCAUUAUGACCCUGACUCAUCGACGACUGCCGAAGGUGUGUGCAAGGAGUUGACAAUUGUAUUGCCCCGAUUGAAUCCAUCAACAUACUCUGGAGGUGCGUCAAAACGAAACGAUAAUGCAAAAAAUGAUCAUGAGCCGACCAAAAAACGGGCUCGAUUCGUGAAAAAUAAUGAUGGUGGUCGCAGCUCGAAUUGUGAUGCUGAAAACGAAACCUGGUAUAUGGCCGAAUGUCAAGCGAUAAUGACGGGACAUAUGAUCAAUUCCACAAAGGCUUUUCAUGACUAUUUGUCCAAGUUGAAUGCUGAAUUGGCCAGAACGAUGGCCGCCAAAUACGAUCAACACAUCAAGUCUUUGGAAGAACGCAAUCAACUGUUGGUUUGCGAUGGCGACGAUAAAAAGUUGAUCGAUCAGCUAAAGAAGAAAAUUCGUCAACUGGAAACUGAAGUCUCGAAUUUGAAAUCAGAAUACAGCAAAAUGAUCGAGAGCAAGGAGGAAGAAAAGAUGAAAGCGGUCGACGAAGCCAAGAAACAGUGCAAAUUGAAGUACACACGCCUCUUGGAAAAUGCCGAUUCCGAAUGACCACCCACAUGGAUUGCAAUCCAGUAACACAUGAAUUACUUUCAUUUUUGUACAAUUGAUGAUGAUUCAGAAUAGUACAACAUAAACUAACAGCCCAGUGUUCUCUACACGUUUUAGAUUAUAAGAAAAUUGAAUUAUGAAAUAGAUUUGUAAGAAAAACCUAGUGAAAUAUCGUUUUGCUUCAAUAAAGAAACGAUUUUUUGCCGAAGAAAA